AUGAGCGAUUCAUCCCCAAAAAAUCAGUGGCCGGUUGCCCUUCGAGAUAGCAAGCCCCCGGAAAUGCAGUCAGGCACGACGGCGGCCCUUGAGUCCCCCCACAAGACUGAUCUCAGAGACACGAAGGACUUCCGAUACGAAUGUGCCGCGAAAAUAUACGAAAAGAUUCUUUAUAUUGAUGGAACUUAUCGACUAACAGCAAUUCAUGUUUCGAUAAUAUUGCUCGCUCCACUAUCAUCUCUGACGGACGGGGGCAGUCUUGACCAUACUACGCGAGGUGCAUUGCGUCUCCUUCUGGCUCUCGAGAAUGCAGCCACAUUAGUUGGACACUUCUUGCGGUCGUCGAACGAGGACCGCCGCCAGUCCGUGUGCCAAACACAGCCCAAGGGACCGGUGGAUGCCCACCCCUCAGAGCGCUAUCCAAAGACAUCGAUUACCUCGAUGGCUUCCAGUCACGAAACUCCCGACAAUGACGACACCGAGCCGGGUGGUUCAUCUACUGAACCAGAGCAUGCAGGUAUUCUUCAACGACGAGUCAACGUCAGUGCUCGCCAUUACUUUAUGUAA
Messenger RNA from Fusarium poae, 567 nucleotides. RefSeq lists its product as uncharacterized. NCBI's taxonomy places the organism in Eukaryota, Fungi, Ascomycota, Sordariomycetes, Hypocreales, Nectriaceae. The record is from RefSeq and is a predicted model, not a curated record. The transcript is spliced from 3 exons. The coding region runs from base 1 to 567 and encodes 188 amino acids.